This is a messenger RNA of Micromonas commoda, 1218 nucleotides long. RefSeq lists its product with no specific name. NCBI's taxonomy places the organism in Eukaryota, Viridiplantae, Chlorophyta, Mamiellophyceae, Mamiellales, Mamiellaceae. Gene Ontology annotation, biological process: protein deubiquitination. The record is from RefSeq and is a predicted model, not a curated record. Gene Ontology annotation, cellular component: nucleus; cytosol. Gene Ontology annotation, molecular function: cysteine-type endopeptidase activity; cysteine-type deubiquitinase activity. The transcript is spliced from 2 exons. Bases 41 to 1171 code for a protein of 376 amino acids.
CGGGGGAAGAGAUCCGCGGGUUCGAGCGCGGGACGACGCCAUGGGGAACGGCUCGACCAAGCUGGACAAGGCGCUCCUGGCGGACACGGACGGCGAGCGGUACUACGGCCUGGAGAACUUUGGGAACACUUGCUACGCCAACUCGGUCUUGCAGGCGCUCUACUUCUGCAAGCCGUUUCGCCACGCGAUCCUCGAGUACCACGAGUCGCUCCCGAAGGAUCACGACGAGAGCCUUCUGACCGCGCUCGGGGACCUGUUCGCGUCCAUCUCCAACCAGAAGAAGCGCACGGGCGUGUUGGCGCCCAAAAAGUUCAUCGAGCGGCUCAAGAAGGACAACGUCAUCUUCAACUCGUACAUGCACCAGGACGCGCACGAGUUUUUCAACUUUGUGGUCAACGAGUGCUGCGAGGUGCUCGUGAAGCAGCACCGGCGGGAACACCCCACGCCGGACGGGGAGGAGACCAAGCCGGUGAAGACGUGGAUCCACGACAUAUUCGAGGGAGGACUGACGAAUCAGACCCAGUGUUUGUGGUGCGAGAACGUCACGUCGCGGCACGAGGCGUUUAUGGAUCUGAGCCUCGACAUUGAGCAAAACGCGAGUGUCAGCGCGUGCCUCAAGCAGUUCUCGUCCAACGAGCUUCUCGCGUCGCAGGAUAAGUUCCAGUGCGACGCGUGCGGGGGCUUGCAGGAAGCGCACAAGCGCAUGCUCGUGAAGUCCUCCCCGAAGGUGCUGGCGCUGCACCUGAAGAGGUUCAAGUACCUCGAAUCCCUCGGCCGGCACGCUAAGCUCAUGCACCGCGUGGUGUUCCCGUCGGAGCUCAAGAUUCCCAACAUGACGGAGGACGCGGACGGUCAGGACGCCGCGUACCAGCUCUUCGCGGUGGUGGUGCACGUGGGGUCGGGGCCCAACCACGGUCACUACGUGUGCCUGGUCAAGUCGCACGGGCAGUGGCUCACGUACGACGACGACACCGUGGAGCUGAUGGACGACGACGCCAUGAACAACUUCUUCGGCAGCACACAGGAACACAGCGGGGGGAACACGGAGCACGGCUAUAUCCUGUUCUACGAGAGGGUGGACGGGGCGGAGUGGAGCGGGAGCGGCGGCGGGGAGGGGUCGAGGGGCGCGCGGGGAGGGCUCAGCGAGGCCCUGGCGACGGCCCAACAGUAGCGGCAAGGAGCCAAAAAGUUUCAACGCUCUCAUCGAUAACUUUUGUC